AUGACCAUCUUACAUAAUCCUGGUGUACCACGCGUUCUAAACCGUAUUACUCCAGAGCGACUGGAGUUGACACUUAUACUUAUCAAAGAACGCAAGAAAAAGUUGCGGUAUCUUGGUAGUUAUCUUCAGCAUUACAAUGACCGUAUGUUUCUCUACAAUGGUAUGGGUGGACUCAAAGGAAGUAAGUUUAUUAUUGAACGACACCAUCAUCGUGCACAGUUCUCUCAAGCUACUCUUCAUAGAGAUCGCUACAGUGUUCGUAGUAUUAAAUUAAAAGGUUCACAGUUUGAUCAAUUAGGAAAUUUUACACGAAAUACAUGGGACUGUUCGACGGCUUCUACAAAUGUCUUUCAGGAACCCACAUUUCGCCGUCAUCUCAGUGCUAUACACAAAGAUGAAGCCAUCGCCUUUUUAGAAGGAUGGGGUGUAAAGUACGUUUUACUGGAUGAAAUACGGAAACCAUCCGUUGAGGAUAGUAUCUAUAUUAAACAUAAACUGUAUGCAGAUAAAUUUUCUUACAUUCCAUUUCCCGUUACAAAUGCAUACUACGGUGAUGCUGACUGGAAAUGGAAGGGAAAUGAAAAGAUAGAUUACAGUAAUUAUGGAGCCACAGUAAAAGAUGAUCGGAAUACAUUUCGAAGUUUAUGGUCAGCUGCAGUGAGUGCAGCUCGUAGUAAUCCUCUCACUGCGGGAAAGAAGAAAAUGACAUCCGGAGAGACAGCAUCAACAGGGGCAAGUGUGGAUCCGAAAAAAACAGGAUGA
Molecule: messenger RNA, 762 nt
Organism: Trypanosoma theileri
Lineage: Eukaryota; Euglenozoa; Kinetoplastea; Trypanosomatida; Trypanosomatidae
Exons: 1
Coding region: 1-762 (253 amino acids)
Source: RefSeq, a predicted model, not a curated record